AUGGGUUCUCGAGGAUUUUCUUUUGUUUUCAUGCCGAAAAGUGUAGGUUUACUGUAUAACCUGCUGCCAGGCCGUUCAUCAUCCGUGAGAAUUCCUGGUAGCAGUGUCACCGCACUGGCUGCAUGCAAUUGCACCAGCCGUCAGUUUUCCAGUCGAGACUUGUUCACACCGGCACCCGCCAAAGACCACCACCAACGGACAACGGGUUCCAGCAGUGAGUGCAGCACGCAGCAGAUAAGGCGGUCGUUUUACACUUCGAACAUUCUGCAUAAAAAGGAUUAUUACAACACGCUUGGCGUGACAAAGAACGCAUCGGCGAAGGAAAUUAAGAAGGCAUACUAUCAGCUCGCAAAAAAGUACCAUCCCGAUACGAACAAGGACGAUCCUAAUGCGGGAAAGAAAUUUCAGGAUGUCUCCGAAGCGUACGAGGUGCUUAGCGAUGAAACAAAACGUCGCGAAUACGACACGUUCGGUCAAACGUCUGAGCAAAUGGGUCGAAGCGGAACAGGACCAGGGCCCGGUGCCGGACCGCAAGGUUUUUCACAAAACUGGCAGUUCCGGUCAACUAUCGAUCCGGAGGAACUGUUCCGAAAGAUCUUCGGCGAUGGUGGCUUUCAGAGCGGGUUUGACGAUUUUAGCGAUUCAAAGUUUGGCUUUGGAGGCGCCCAGGAAGUCAUGAUGAAUCUUACAUUCGCGCAGGCCGCACGCGGCGUUAACAAAGACAUCGACGUCAAUGUCGUGGACACGUGUCCUAAAUGUACAGGCUCGCGGUGCGAGCCAGGCACCAAGGCCGGCAAGUGCCAGUAUUGCAACGGCACGGGGAUGGAAACCAUCUCGACCGGACCAUUCGUCAUGCGAUCGACUUGUCGUUAUUGCCAGGGUACGCGAAUGUACAUCAAGUAUCCCUGUCUGGAGUGUGGUGGUAAGGGACAAACGGUGCAAAGAAAACGAGUCACUGUGCCAGUUCCGGCCGGCAUUGAGGACGGUCAAACGGUGCGCAUGAACGUGGGAAGUAAGGAGAUUUUCAUCACAUUCAAGGUGGAAAAGAGUCGCUAUUUCCGACGGGACGGAGCUGACGUGCAUACGGACGCAAACAUUUCCGUCUCCCAAGCCAUACUCGGUGGUACGAUACGCAUCCAGGGUGUGUACGAAGAUCAAACCAUCCAGAUUACGCCCGGUACCUCCUCGCACACGCGGAUACCCCUCACCGGGAAAGGUCUAAAGCGGGUGAACAGCUAUGGAAGCGGAAACCACUAUGUCCAUUUGAAGAUUCAAAUUCCAACCAAAUUAACGCCGAAGCAAAAAGCACUUGUUCAGGCGUAUGCUGAGCUAGAGGAUGACACGCCUGGCCAAAUAAUGGGUGUUACGUUUAAAACCGACGGUAAGUCUUCCGAUUCUAGUUCUGGCACAAAGUCUACUGCAUGGUCCUCCUCGAACGUCGCUGAUAAGCACACCCAAGGCGCCCGGGAUGAAAGUUACAGCGAAUACAAACCGCAUGACGCGACCGAUACGCACGAGCAUCGGAAAGAACGGUUCGAUUCGAGGUUCUAUUACGCGCUCGGGGCGCUGUUCGUGAUGGGGUGGUUUGUGUACUACAGCCACGUCCAAAUGAACGCGCAGUACGAAAGAGAUCGCGAUGCAGCUCUCGAGCGGCAGCGAAUGGCUCGCGGGAACAGCAGCCCGUUCGAUGAGACCUAAGACCACAGGGACAGUAGCAACUAACUAACGACGAUUGUUAAGUGGUGUUAUGGUGAUUAACGGAAUUAGAGUUGAAAUUGGUGGCCAAGCAAGUGUGGCUUAAUAAACGAUCAAA
Messenger RNA from Anopheles nili, 1813 nucleotides. RefSeq names its product protein tumorous imaginal discs, mitochondrial-like. The transcript is spliced from 5 exons. Lineage: Eukaryota; Metazoa; Arthropoda; Insecta; Diptera; Culicidae. Bases 1 to 1698 code for a protein of 565 amino acids. Gene Ontology annotation, molecular function: ATP binding; heat shock protein binding. Gene Ontology annotation, biological process: negative regulation of apoptotic process; mitochondrion organization; response to heat. The record is from RefSeq and is a predicted model, not a curated record. Gene Ontology annotation, cellular component: mitochondrion.